AUACAGUAUGCUUGCAUGCAGCCUGUUGCUUUGCUGCCACACAGCGUUUACCUUUCGGUUUGCAUUUUCUUGAGCGCUGGAGCCAAAGCGUCAUCAACCUGCGACUAUGCACUCAAAGGAACAAGCGCCACACUUCUAGCGUUUUCAGCGUUGCGACAUUACAUCUAGACUGGAAGGAAAUUAGUGGGGUGGCUGACGUUAGUGCACUAUGAGUUUGUUUGGAACAAGCUCGGGGUUUGGGACUGGAGGGACCGGGGUGUUUGGAAGCACGACUACAGACAGCCACAAUCCCAUGAAGGAUGUCGAAGUGACUUCACCUCCAGAUGACAGCAUCAGCUGCCUGGCUUUCAGCCCACCCACCAUGCCUGGAAACUUCCUCAUUGGAGGAUCCUGGGCUAAUGAUGUCCGAUGUUGGGAGGUGCAGGACAAUGGACAAACUGUUCCCAAGGCCCAACAGAUGCACACAGGUCCAGUGCUGGAUGCCUGCUGGAGUGAUGAUGGAAGCAGAGUCUUCACAGCUUCCUGUGACAAGACAGCCAAGAUGUGGGAUCUCAACAGCAAUCAAGCCAUCCAGAUCGCACAGCACGAUGGCCCAAUUAAAGCAAUCCACUGGAUCAAGGCCCCAAACUACAGCUGUAUCAUGACUGGCAGUUGGGAUAAAACACUGAAGUUCUGGGAUACUCGAUCUCCCAAUCCUAUGAUGUCACUGCAAAUGCCUGAGAGAUGCUACUGCGCAGAUGUUGUGUACCCCAUGGCAGUGGUUGCCACAGCUGAGAGAGGCCUGAUAGUGUACCAACUAGAGAACCAGCCCUCUGAGUUUCGCCGAAUAGAAUCUCCUCUCAAACAUCAGCACCGCUGUGUGGCCAUAUUCAAGGACAAGCAGAACAAGCCUACGGGUUUUGCACUGGGAAGCAUUGAGGGCCGAGUGGCAAUCCACUAUAUCAAUCCUCCAAACCCAGCCAAAGAUAACUUCACCUUCAAGUGCCACAGGUCCAAUGGAACCAACACAACCACUCCACAGGACAUCUAUGCAGUGAAUGCCAUCGCCUUCCAUCCUGUCCAUGGCACUCUGGCUACCGUGGGCUCAGACGGACGCUUCAGCUUCUGGGACAAAGAUGCCCGCACAAAGUUGAAGACCUCAGAGCAGCUCGACCAGCCCAUCACAGCUUGCUGCUUCAACCAUAAUGGCAACAUCUUUGCGUAUGCUUCCAGUUACGACUGGUCAAAGGGCCAUGAGUACUACAACCCCCAGAAAAAGAACUACAUCUUCCUGAGGAACGCCGCUGAGGAGCUGAAGCCUCGGAACAAGAAAUGAUUCAUCGUGCCAAGUCACAUCUUUUGUGGAGAAAUUCAGACGACCUGCUGCUUUAGUGUGUAUACGCUCGAGAAAGACUCCUUCCUUACGACAAACACCUGGACCAAUGCCGUUGGGCUGUGUACUGUGCAUGGACCAAUCAGAAGGGCCUACCCAUCCUGGCAUUGAUGACAGCUGCAUGACAGUUGGUCUUAGAGGGAGAGGGCUUUAUUUGGCAUUCAUCUGGAUGUUAUGGUUAAUUUUUUUUUAAUAUGUCCAGCUUUUUAUUUUUUACAGCUCUUCAUUUUCUUGCGAUUUGCUGUUACCCAUGGUUUAGCUUCAUUAAUGAAACUCGGAAACUGUAUAAAUAAAUAUGUGUAAACACUUAGAUUUGAACAUGUUUAUUCCAGCCUGAGGGAGAGCCCAGCUAUUUUGCUGUCUCGAUUGUUGAGAGUUUGGGGAACUGUACCCUGCAUCUAAAAACGUCACCUUCAAACAUCACCACUGUCUCUAAUACUUCAGCUGUUUAUUUCUCUGUAGGUGUUGGGAAUAAUCAUAAAGUUAAGAUAAACUGAACAUCUGGCUCACAGUGUCUCCUCCU
Molecule: messenger RNA, 1895 nt
Organism: Pundamilia nyererei
Lineage: Eukaryota; Metazoa; Chordata; Actinopteri; Cichliformes; Cichlidae
Gene: rae1
Product: ribonucleic acid export 1
Exons: 13
Coding region: 209-1315 (368 amino acids)
Molecular function (GO): protein binding
Source: RefSeq, a predicted model, not a curated record